This is a messenger RNA of Suillus clintonianus, 970 nucleotides long. RefSeq lists its product as uncharacterized. The record is from RefSeq and is a predicted model, not a curated record. The transcript is spliced from 5 exons. Lineage: Eukaryota; Fungi; Basidiomycota; Agaricomycetes; Boletales; Suillaceae. Bases 280 to 843 code for a protein of 187 amino acids.
GCAAGCAAAUCAUUGACAAAGGAGGCGUGCAAAGCGUGAUUGAAAAUUUGGCGAAAUCGGAUCACGCAUUAUUUGCUGCGGAAGCUUUGCUGACUCUCAUGGGAUACAGCGACACUGCGGAACUACUAGUGCAGAAUACGCACACAGGCCAACAUUUGCUGCAGAUGAUCGAGAAACGCGUUUUUGACAGAAAAUUUCCCAGGGAGGGUAAAGAUAUUCUUUCAGACAUAUUGAAAAAUAGUUUGCAAAUUUCUCAUUGCGGCAGGCUCUCACAUUCUUAUGAGCUGUGCAGGUGCCUUGCGAGGCAUAAUGUUACCGUCAAACAGAUACACGGAUCAACAGUACCACAAAUCGUGCAAGGCGGGAAACCUCUUUGACAUUUUGUGCAAUAUGCUCGCAAUCACUCAGUCCUACGCUGUCCAGUGCAGUGCUAUUAAAUACCUGAACAUCAUUGCUGACAACGACGACGCACUGCCGAGUAUGCGUGGCACCAAAAUAGUAGAAGCUCUCGUGUGUUGUAUCAAGGUUGUGGAUACCCGGGUUAUCGAGGAUGUCUUGAAGAAGAUUUGGCGUGACGUGGUGUUAUUUCGUGAAAUCAGCGAGACAGAUAAUGUACUGAAUCUACUGAUUGACAUGUUCAGCAGUCAUGAUCCUGCCGAAGUUCCGCGCGUGACUACCAUAUUGGAAUCUUUAUCGUCAGACGGAACGAUACGCCGGAAAUUGCAGAGUAUGCCUGCGUACCAAAACCUGAAGACGGAAGCUCUUCACUACUUAGGCCCAUACCACGAUCAUGGUCAGUUAUCCUGCAAUAUCUGUUCUCCUCGUGUUGCAGCUUGCUUCUAGAUCUGUACACCUGUGCAUUAGAGGCCAUCAAAUCGACGAUCAGGAUAUUCGAGGCAUAUGGGGACGACACAACGUAGCAAAACGACCCUCUCCGCUCCGCUACCAGUACUGGGAUUCCAAUGACCAC